AUGCUUUGCGCCCUUUCUGGAGAGCCUGUUAGUGAUGCUGUGGUAUCGCCCCGUAGUGGAGCCGUAUUCGAAAGAAAACUAAUUGAAUCGUACAUCGCUAGUGCUGGAAAAGACCCCAUCAAUGAUGAACCACUCUCAUCGCUGGAUUUGAUAUCUUUAGCGGUUCCCACUGCCAUCACGCCUCCCAAGCCGCACAACUUCACUUCAAUUCCUACCAUGCUUGCUGCUUUCCAGAAUGAAUGGGAUGCAUUGGCUCUCGAAACCUUCGCCUUGCGGAAACAACUUCACGACGCAAGACUAGAGCUAAGUGCUACACUUUAUAAGUAUGAAGCAGCUGUGAGGGUUGCUGCACGAGCCACAAAGGAGAAGGACGAUGCUCAGUUAGCUCUUCGACAGCUUACAGAGGCAUUUGCUGUUGGUGAUAUGAAUCAGAGUAUUGCCUCCUCCAAUGGUCAAAAGACAGAAUCAACAAAUUCAAAUGUACAAUCGACAUCCGACACAUCGAGCAACGGUGCCUCAAAAAGUAAUCCUGAUGAGCCAGUUCCUGACGGAGCUCUAGAUAAGUCAGACGUUAUUAUGCCUUCUGAUGACAUCAGCCAGGAUUCGCGUGUUGUACCAGUGGAUAGACUCGUUCACGCACAACAGCUCCUCUUUGCUUUGCACAAGAAACAGAAGAUUGCAUCUCCAAUCGUCAAGGGAUCCAAAGUUUCGAUUAGAGUAGAAUCUAAUGAGGACUGUGAUUUACCUGGACUCAGAACUACCGCAUUCGACACAGAAUCCAAAAAGUCAUUAUGUUGUGGCUCAUUUGGAGUAAAACUCUUACCAGAUGAGAUUGUCAGUUCUGAAUCCACAGCAGCUGCGUUUUUGCAUGAAAACGACACGACGGCUGCAAUGGCCCUUAAGACUGGACAGUUUAAACUACUUGAACAAAACGUGACCAAAAAUAUAGACAUGGAUGAUUUUAAAUUCCUAGCGACGCAUCCAAGUGAAGCCCUCUUUGUCGUGAUCACAAAAAAGAACCAAUGGCAACUAGUAGAUGCGACCGGUCUGAUGUAUACCUCAGAAGAAUUAGAGUCGAUUUCCUCCGUUGCUAUCCAUGUCGAUGGAAUCCUUCUCGCUCUUGGUCGAGAUGGCGCUGUUGAUAUCUAUGAGAUCACCUCCACCAAGAAAGUCUCUACCAUAAAUAUUGACAAAGGUACUGUCACCAAUGUUCAAUUUGCUUUGAAUGGGUUUUGGAUUGUGAUAACUAGUGUGAACGAGAACGAGGAAGGUAGCGUGGAUAUCUACGACUUGCGCAAAACGAGUCUUGUCCAUGCAACCUCGUUCAAAUCGCCUGUGCAAGCACUUCUUGAUCCUUCUUCGCUGAUUCUCACCACAUAUGACACGAAGGAGAAAAAGCUUCGUGUAAAUGCAUACUUCAAGAAGGGCAAGGUUUGGGAAUCGAAUUUAGCGGAGCUACAGAUAGAAGAGCUUCAGCUGUUCGAAAUAGAGUCAGCUCCAAAAGACAUAGAAACCGAAAAGGUGUUACGACUCACUGGAUACUCCGAGAAGAAAAUCUAUCAGUUCGUGAUUGAUAUUGAUCAGCACUAA
This is a messenger RNA of Australozyma saopauloensis, 1590 nucleotides long. RefSeq names its product E3 ubiquitin-protein ligase. The transcript has a single exon. Gene Ontology annotation, molecular function: protein binding; ubiquitin protein ligase activity. Gene Ontology annotation, biological process: DNA repair; protein ubiquitination; mRNA splicing, via spliceosome. The coding region runs from base 1 to 1590 and encodes 529 amino acids. Gene Ontology annotation, cellular component: Prp19 complex; cytoplasm; U2-type catalytic step 1 spliceosome. The record is from RefSeq and is a predicted model, not a curated record. NCBI's taxonomy places the organism in Eukaryota, Fungi, Ascomycota, Pichiomycetes, Serinales, Metschnikowiaceae.